AUGACCGACUCACAAUCGACCGAGCCCUACACACCAAAUGCUGAGAAUCACAGAAGCCCAAAUGCCGCCACAGGGGACGAAGGUGAUUCCAGCCAGCAACCUCUCAUUGUCACCCCGCCGCCACAUGAAAAGCCCUUUGGAGUAGUAGACUUCACUCCACCAAAGGUAUCGCUUCGCGACACAGUUGAAGACACAAGUAGCAGUACAUCUGCUACAAGCCCCGGAUUCCUUCAGGUUUCAGAUUUCGGAGGUGAAUCGUACGAGGAAGAAACUGAAACUGACGAUGAGAGUUAUACUUUUUCGAGUGAUGACAUCGAUGCCAAUGAUGACAAUGACGACAUUGACGGACAUGGAUGUGACACAAUUGUUUCAACCCAAGUCUCAGUUGAAUCAGUGUCAUAUCUUUGGCAAUGCCCUUAUUGUGGGCGACGAGCAAGUCAGAAUUGUUGUCUUACUUGCAUGAUGGAAGAUGCAGUCUUUCCUGAGGAUUAUCUCAAUGCCCAGGUUGAUUCGGCAGGUCAGCCCAAUUCCAACAAUGACGAGAGUGACAAUUCCAACAAUGACGAGAGUGACAGGGAGCCAUGA
Molecule: messenger RNA, 585 nt
Organism: Cladocopium goreaui
Lineage: Eukaryota; Dinophyceae; Suessiales; Symbiodiniaceae
Source: the annotation of a GenBank genome assembly